Molecule: messenger RNA, 2108 nt
Organism: Amyelois transitella
Lineage: Eukaryota; Metazoa; Arthropoda; Insecta; Lepidoptera; Pyralidae
Exons: 3
Coding region: 257-1948 (563 amino acids)
Source: RefSeq, a predicted model, not a curated record
CCGGACAACUUUUCAGAUUGUGUUUAAAAAUAAUCUUUAUUUAUUUAUAUAUCCAUAAAAAAUAAUAUUUUAAUUAAAUAAAUCUUUUAGAGUAUUUAAAAACGUAAAAAACAUAAAUUAUUUAAAAUUGCCGCGAAAACAGCACUUUACGUCAAUUCAGAUCGCGUGACGUCAAAUAUUUGGAAAACAAACUACAAGCCCUAUUAAAAGUGAUCAGUGCUUAGAUAAUUUAAGUAUUUUGUAGUUCUCAAUCAUCAUGGACCGAAAAACAUAUCGUUGGUGUGUUGUACCUCGAUGUGGAAAUACAUCAGUUACUACUCCAAAUAAAAUUUUCAUUGAUGUACCUCGAAAACCAGACAUAAGAAAGAAAUGGUUAUGCCUAGCGAGACGAAAGUGCGAUGGAAUGUCUAAUACUUCAUCAAUUUACUUUUGCGAAGAUCACUUUGAUCUGCCGAAUGACAUGGAAAAUUACAUGCGAUACCAUAUAAUGGGCUUUGUAGGCAAAGUUAUGAUGAAACCUGGCAGUCUUCCGUCAAGAUUUCAAUGUCAAACAGACAGAAAAAGAAGUUUGCCAUUAACAACUAAAUCGCGCCCUGCUGCUAUUAAGAGGCAGAGAUUAGCCCUAGUACAAGAAGCCCUAGAUGAGAGUGAAGUGGAUUGUAAUACUGAGACUGUUAACAUGACUUUGCCCCUCAAAACACAAACUGUAGCCAUAGGAGAUGAACAACUGCAGGAGCCAACACAUGAAGAUAAAUGUGUACAAGUUUACAUAAAAAGUAAAUAUUUCAGAAGCAAAUAUGCACAGACGGAAAAAAAAUCCCAGAACAUGGGAACAUCCCCUUUGAAGACAUUGACAGCAGCUGUGUCAACAUCUCCCUUCAAAGUAGAAGAAUAUGUAAAGCCUUUUAAACCUACUAUUUGCAAUGUAAAUAGACAAUUAAUGUUUAGAUCUGAUAGUGAUGUAUCAUUGUACACUGCAUCAUCAACUCGACCAUCUUCACCUUCAGUCCAAUCACUACAGUAUAAAUUAUCUUCAACAUGCAGUAGCUUUAAUGAAGAGGAAGCUAAAAUAGAAAAGGAAACAGAGGCCAAGCAAGCUCUGAUCAAUACAAUAAAAAAAAUUGAAGCCAAACCUCGCUUAUACAUUGGCAUACCUAAAGAUUGUUAUUUUUUAAUAAACUUGAUACAUACAAACACUGGCAUACCUACUGAACAUAUUUUACUAUGUUUAAAAAAAAUUAGGUUGAACACUACAUUUGAGGAACUUGCAGAUCAAUUUGGGAUAUCGCCAUCAUAUGCUGGGAAAAUAUUUCUAAAGAAUAUUCCAAUACUUGCUAAUAGUCUUAAACCUUUUAUUGUAGAAUUAACUAAAGGUAAUGUUAAGAGAACCCUUCCAAUAGCAUUUAGACACCGCUACAACAAAGUCAACUGCAUUAUUGACUGUUUCGAAAUUGAAAUAGCAAAACCCUCCAAGUCAAUUCAUCAAGCUUUGACAUGGUCAGAUUACAAGAAAGCGAAUACUAUUAAGUACUUCAUUUCAAGUACCCCUAAUGGCUUAGUUAAUUUUAUAUCACCAGGGUAUGGAGGGCGUAUAAGUGACACAUUACUCACAGAAGAAUGUGACUUUAUGCAAACAUUGCACCCUGGUAGUUGGGUAUUAGCUGAUCGUGGCUUCAGGCAUAUUGAACAAAUCUUGAUACAAAAAGAUUGUCAUCUUCUGAGACCCCCGAGUGUAGCUCAAAAUGCUAAGUUAACUAAGCAAGAGGCUUACAAAACUAAACAAAUUGCAAGUUUGAGGAUUCACAUUGAAAGAGUGAUCCGAAGGAUCCGGGAAUUUACAAUGUUGAAACCUCACUCUGUCAUAAAUUCUAAAUUGGUACGAGUGCUAGAUGAUUGUGUUACAGUAGCAUGUGCUCUAAUAAACUUGCAAGAUAGCUUAGUCAAAUGAAUAGGUGAUCUAAAUAUUUUCUAUUAUUGUGAUACCUAAUUAUAUCUUUUAUAUACAUUUUAUCUUACUUACUUUAAUCUGUGAAUUUUAAUAAAUAAAACUAUUAACAAAUUGUUUAUAAUUAUAAUUUUAUUUCGUGCUUUCAUACAAAAUAGGGAAU